UACAUCUGACGCAUUAAUGUCAACGGAGCACGCCCCCUUGACUCAAACAGUGUGACUCACCCGCUGACCCACCCCUUGGUCCCACAAUCCUUUACCGCAGUCUGAGCCGUUGUCAUAGUGAAGCAGGAGGGCGGGGGGAGAAAGUGGGCUGGCUACACCCACCGGAAACAAAGUCCGCAACAUAGCAGCAGCUAUGAAUUGGAACGAAACCUGACUUCAAAUUUUCUCUUUAAAAAUAUACGGAUAUACGGUUUCCAGAAUCACCGUUCAUCUGGUGUUCUUAUGUUGUACAUGAGAUUUAACCGUAAAGAUUUAGACAAGACAGUUUUUAAAACCAGCAGCUGAUCAGUGAGUGGGAGGGAGGGGAGAGUGCAGAACCAUUUCCCAGGGAUCACUAUACAAACCAGGCUUUAUUGUCGGCAAAAAAAUAAAGUGCAUUCAGGGAGUGAUAUAGUGCAUCGUACGCCUUUUAAAAUAGCUAUUUUUUGUUUUUUGUUUAGACUAACCGGUAAUUACCGAUAUCAUUCCUUGUCGAUGAUGUUCUUAUGGUAUUGAGCAUCUUUGACAGGGACUUUUUCUUUUUUUAGUCUGGACAUUUCUUGCUCAGUAAAGCAAUUCCUGUUUUUUUGUGGCUACAUUGCAUUUUCACUGCAUCCACCAGCAUUAAGGAUGAAGACUGUAUCGGCAUAUUUUUUUUUUAAAUAAGUAUAUUAACACAGUUACGGACCUUGUACAUUUAAAGUUUUUUUUUUUCUCUUAUGGGAUUGUGUUUUUUUAAUUAUUUUUUUUUUGCCUAACCCAGGCUUUGAAGCCAAUAUGCUUAAUCUGAAAAGGUUGCUGCGGGUCUCAAACCGCUCCUUCCUGGCCUUAAUUUUCUUAUUUUCCUUGUCUACAUCGUGUCUAUAUUUCAUAUACGUGGCCCCUGGAAUAGCAAACACCUACCUCUUCAUGGUUCAAGCACGAGGUAUAAUGUUAAGGGACAAUGUGAGAACAAUAGGACAUAUGAUCAGAUUGUACACAAACAAGAACACCACCCUUAAUGGCACAGAUUAUCCUGAUGGCAAUAACACCAGUGAAUACCUUGCUCAACCAACUGCAUAUCUUCCAGAGAAUUUUACCUAUGCUCCAAACCUCCCAUGUCCUGAAAAACUACCUUCUAUGAAGGGUGUUAUUGAUGUUAAUGUGACUGAAAUAACAAUGGAUGAAAUUCAUCAGAACUUUUCAAAGUUUAUGGAUAUCCAACCUGCAGGACACUGGAAGCCUAGAGACUGCAAACCUCGAUGGAAGGUGGCAAUCCUUAUUCCCUUCCGCAACCGUCAUGAGCAUCUCCCAAUACUUUUCCGACAUCUAAUUCCAAUGCUCCAAAGACAGCAUUUGCAGUUUGCCUUCUAUGUUAUUGAGCAGGGUGGCACCCAGCCCUUUAAUCGUGCCAUGCUGUUUAAUGUUGGUUUUAAAGAAGCCAUGAAGGACCUAGACUGGGACUGUCUUGUUUUCCAUGAUGUGGAUCAUAUCCCAGAGAACGAUCGUAAUUAUUAUGGUUGUGGACAAAUGCCUCGCCACUUUGCUGCAAAACUCGACAAGUACAUGUAUAUCCUUCCAUACAAUGAAUUCUUUGGGGGUGUAAGUGGUGUAACAGUGGAACAGUUUCGGAAGAUAAACGGAUUUCCCAAUGCUUUCUGGGGCUGGGGUGGAGAAGAUGAUGAUCUGUGGAACAGAGUUCACUAUGCUGGGUUCAAUGUGACAAGGCCAGAAGGAGACUUGGGAAAUUACAAAUCAAUCCCACAUCAUCACAGAGGAGAAGUUCAGUUCUUGGGGAGGUACAAGUUACUACGGUACUCCAAAGAACGUCAACAUCUUGAUGGUUUGAACAACUUGAAGUAUACCCCAGAAAUAACAAUGGGUAGUUUGUAUAAAAACAUAACGGUGAACCUUACUCCAGAACUAGCUCCAAUUGAAGACUAUUGAUCUGAUAUACAUGGUCACAGAUUCAGUGAAUUCCAUUGAACCAAUAAUGAAGAUCUCAUGCUGAAAUUUGUGGCCGUUCAGAAUGGGAGCAUGAUGUUAAAUUUCCAAGCUACUUUCUUUUAAGUGGAGACUUAGGGCCUGUAUAAUCGAACAAUUGAUUGUGUGUGUCAUUGCAUGCUAAGUGUCAGUGCUGGCUUUUGCUAAUAAAUUCACAUCACACUUUGAAGGAAGGAAUGCCAGUAGUUACAAAUUAAAAUGUUUACUGCAAAGCCUUUAUAAAUCAUUUAGGCUUUGUACCACUGUAUCUGUUACCAUGAGAAGCCACUGCAGUAAACCAGUUAACUUUACAUCGGGAGGCAAUAGAGAUCUUUCGCAUAUAAUGUUUCUACGCAUACUAUAUGUGAUUUAAUUUGAAAUUAUUAUUUUGUAUUUAUUUUUUUUAAAGUGUAGGUCAUUUGUGUGUAUAUGUGAUUGUACAUUUACAGUACGUGUUGUAAAUUUUAAUUAUUGUUUUAGUAGAACUACUGGUCAUAUGUAACAUAAGUAUUGUCCAUUCUUCUGGCUGUAUAGUGUAUUGCAGAUUCUAUUUGCAUGAGCGAACAUAUGUAAAUACAGGCCUUUUAAACAAAUUGUUUAGCAUAUUAGAAUUACGAAACAUAUACCAAUGCAUCUCUUGGUUUAUCAUUUGCUUUUGGCAGCUAUGACCUAGACUCUUUUUUUUGAUAACCUAUAAAAACAAUGAGCGAGUGGCCUUCCAUGUGGGAAGAUAUAAUGUGGGCAGAAGUUUUGACUUCUUUAGGUUGACUAUCUCCUGCAUGCCUUUUUAAUGUAUUUUUUAUAUAUAUAUAUACAUACAUACAUACAUACAUACACACAUACACACAUACAUAUACACACACAGUUGUAGUCAAAACUUUACAUUCCCCAAUGGAAAUUUAUAAUUUUCUAGAAAUUUUAAAUUUUAGGAAAAAUCUUUUGUAGCAAAGGUUUUGCUUUUGUGGAUGAGGAAACAAAGUUACAAGAAAUAGAAAUAGUCUACAAUUAUUUAUUUAAGCAAAUUUUUUGCAAAACUCCAAAACCUCGAGAAAAUGUUGGAUUGUAGGUGAACAUUAGAUAUUAUAAAGGGUUUAUGCAUAGGGUGAUUGCUGUUAUUACUAGUAAGUCAAUAUGGGGAAAAAGUAAAGAGCUAUCUGAAGACCUUCGGCAGAAAAUUAUUUAUUGCCAUAAAGCCGGAGAAGGAUACAAGAAGAUUUCCAAGCAUUUGAAUAUCCCAAUGUCAGCUAUUGUUUAUAUUAUCAAGAAGUACAAGACUCAUGGUACUGUCACAAUGCUCCCUUGGUUUGGAAGAAAGAAGGUUAUUUCACCAAGAACAAGUAGAAGAAUUAUGAGGAAGGUUAAUAACAAUCCGAGACUGACUGCCAAAGAUAUUCAAAGUGAAUUGGCUGCAAGUGGGACUGGGGUUUCCAUUUCAACCAAAAUGCAACUGGACGUUCCAACACAACAACAAUUCAAAGCACACAUCAAAAUCUGAACUCGAACAAUUUUGCGUUGAAGAAUGGUCAAAAAUCUCUAAAGAAUCAUGCCAUAAGCUCAAUGACAAAUAUCCUAAUCAUUUAAAAGACGUAAUUGCUAAAGGUGCUUCAACUAACUGUUCAUUUCAUUUUCCUUGUCGGUAUGAAUAGGAGUUUUGCAGAAAAUUGCUGAAAUAAAUAAUUGUAGACAUAUAGUUCUUUAACUUUUUUUUUCCUCAUCCACAAAAGCAAAACUUUUACUACAAAAGGUUUUUCUUAUGAUUUAUUUGUUUUCUAGAAAUUAUAAAUUUCCACUGGGGUAUGUAAACUUUUGACAUAUAUAUAUAUAUAUAUAUAUAUAUAUAUAUAUAUAUAUAUAUAUAUAUAUAUAUAUAUAUAUAUAUAUAUAUAUAUAAUCUUUUUUUAUCAAUUCAGGUGUUUUACUUUUGCCGCCUUUGUUGCAUACAGUGGUUUUGGGUAUAUUUUGAAGUGCACUGUUUUAAGAUAAUCUAGGGGGCCUUUAUGAAGGCAUAUUAGUAAUUUACAGGGUGUUCCAGAACAAAGGGAUGGUAAACGUGCCAGUGCUGCUAGAUGCCAGAAUGUUUCUGACAAAAUGAUUACUUUAGUUGCAACUUUAAGUAUGAUUUGAUACUGCAUUUCUGUUUAAGCUGUAUAAAAUAUUUUAAAUAAGCCUGAAUGAGAGGAAAUGAAAACUUUUACAAGUUUUGAGCACUACAUGAAAUUGCAAAAAUAUGUAUUUUAUUUUUGUACUUAUUCCACCUUUUAAUUUUUUUUAAAUCGAUUACAACUUUUUUUUUUAAUAUAAAUAAUUCAUAUAUUUCAUGAACUCUUUAGACCAAUUUGGUGCUUUCUAUAAUUUGCCAACUGUACUGCAUUUGCCGCAGCGCUCCCAGUAAUAUUAGUGCAAAGCAAACUUGACUGAGUGUAAAUAAAACUGUUUUGUAAAUAACUAUUGGAAAGUUGAUGAUGAAAAAACUGUUUUAGACAGCUGAGCCAAAUGUCUUACUUCUUAAACAUGUCUUAAUUUGGGGGGGGGGGGGGGGGGGGUAUAGUAGAGCAUCAAUGAAUUAGAUUCAGAUUGCCUACACUGGACCUCCAUUAUUUUUAGUUUUACUGCAGUAAAGAGUAUUUACAAGUCUAUUGCAAGAUCUAAAAAUAGAAUUGAGAAGUAACUGCUGAAUGCUUCUUCAAUAGUACCCCUAUUGCAGUACAGUAUUUCAGAGAAACUUUAGAAGAUUAUGAAAUUAUAGCUGCAUGCUAAUCAUGUCAGGGACAGAAUAGGCUAUUGGAAAGAGGCAAACAGGUUCCUGGAAGGUAGAAGCUGUCUGUUUAAAAAUAAAAUAAAAUAAAAUAAAAUAAAAUAAAUGGCUGAAAUGAUGAGUGAUCUACUUGCUAAUCCAAUACUUAUUAUGGCAAAACAACUUUUUGAAAAGUUUGAAAUUAAUCUUAAGAGAUUGUAUUUAGGGUACAAGUAAAAGUUGUUGUAUUUAUGAAUACCACAGACACAUAUCUUGCUGCCAUGUACAUUGGUAGCUGUGUUAUAUUAUCAUGACUAAAAACUUCAAAAACAGUUGCUUUUAAUACAGUUACUGUUUGUGGAAUAAUCCCUUUUUGCUCUUUGUGUUCACCAUUACAAAGAAAUGUUAAUGAAGAGCAUAACAUUUUGCAGUAUUUAUUUCUGUGCCUUGAGUUUCUUUUUUUUUUUUUUUUUUUUUUAAAUAGACUGACUGUGAACUAGGGAUGGAGUAGUUCUAGGGUAGAAUUUGAGUAUGCACUUUGUAUUUUUUGUUUUAAUUGAGCCCUUUCCUAGAUGUUUUGCAUUUCAGAUUUAAGCAGUGUAUCAUUGUAAAAAUGCUGAUCUGGUUCCAAGGAAACACAUUUGCAGUAAAACUCAAGACUUAGUUUUGCUGUCACAAUUUGAAAACUAUUUUACAAUACACUGCACAAUCACCAGUGUUUUACUUUUAUAGUGUCUUUUAAUGUUAAUGUAUAUAGUAUGAUGCAAUAUCUGUGGUGAAUAUGAAACUAUUUACACUUAGUUUGAUGGCUAAUGCAACCUCUUUGUUCAACAUGGCUUCAACAAAAUGCUUUUCACUACAAUAUCUAGGCCUCCUAGGACAUGGCAUGGGUUUCUUUUAAAAAUACUAACGUAGAUCUAGUUAACUUGGUGAAAUAUUAUAUUGUCCAAGUUGUCUGUGUUAAGAAGGUUCUGCAGUAAAACAGUAACAAUUUUCGGUCCACCAUGAAGUCUGUUUUAGUUAUCUUGUAGUGAGACAUAAUCAGCAGUGGUUUAUCUGAAUUUCUUAUAACAUUUUGUAACAAACCAUGUAUUAUGUUUUAUCAAAGGUAAAACAAUCUCUGUCUCUGUCUAUGAGGUGUGUUACAUUGGUCAUGUUGCUAUGUUAAGACAACACAAUCCUACAUAAAAACUGCAUAUGUGAGUUUUUACCAGUGUGUGUCACCAUGCUGUAAUAAGUUUACUUUAUGUCGGUAAACUUAACACUUAUUGUGGCUUGCACUGAAACAGUGGAGUAACACAGCUGCAAAUGAACUUCCUUGUGUACUGCAGUCAUCUUAUUUAUGUUUAUAGAAUAUUUGUAUAUUUUUUAUCAUUGUCUUUUUAUGAAAAUAAAUGCUAGCAAAACAUAUGUGACUUGGAAAUGUUGGUAAAAUGUAUCAGCUGGCUAACGGUUCUUUUUUGUUUAAUAUAUCAUGAGACCAGCAUUGACCAACAUGAAAAAUAAACUUUAAAUGACCAUAAGA
This is a messenger RNA of Acipenser ruthenus (sterlet), 6260 nucleotides long. Its product is annotated as beta-1,4-galactosyltransferase 6-like. Gene Ontology annotation, molecular function: UDP-galactose:glucosylceramide beta-1,4-galactosyltransferase activity. Lineage: Eukaryota; Metazoa; Chordata; Actinopteri; Acipenseriformes; Acipenseridae. The transcript is spliced from 9 exons. The coding region runs from base 817 to 1965 and encodes 382 amino acids. The record is from RefSeq and is a predicted model, not a curated record. Gene Ontology annotation, biological process: glycosphingolipid biosynthetic process; carbohydrate metabolic process.